This is a messenger RNA of Mya arenaria, 796 nucleotides long. RefSeq lists its product as uncharacterized. The transcript is spliced from 4 exons. The record is from RefSeq and is a predicted model, not a curated record. The coding region runs from base 65 to 460 and encodes 131 amino acids. Lineage: Eukaryota; Metazoa; Mollusca; Bivalvia; Myida; Myidae.
GGGACUUCGAGACGUUUACCGGUGUUUGUGAUUCAAACUAGUCUUCGGGACAUAUCUGCCCAAAAUGGCAGCGCUCGGGGCGGCCGCGGCCGCUGCCGCAUAUGGCGGCGGAGCUGCAGUGGAAUUGGGGGUAUUGACGGUAAUCUGUGAACCUGUGGUCGUUGUUGGUGUUGGUGCAUACGUCGGAUACAAAAUACACGGGGACAUGAAGGAAGGGAAUGCGGCGAAAGCCAGGCAGGAGAGGGAAGAAGCGCAGCGGAGGAAUUCUACAUCCGGCGGAAGUGGGGGUAACCAGACGAAGAAUACCGGAAGUGGAAGUAGCCAGAAGCAGACACAGAAACAGAGAAGCGGCUCUAAUAGAGACGAUGAUGAUGAAAAGAGGCGAGGCCGAAAAAUAAGUCCAAGAUAUGAUAGGCACGGUAUGACAUGGUAUGGCCGGAUGCUAGAAAACUGGGAAUGAAAAGCUAAAGCCCCCAAGGGUGUGUACUACCAGUACCAUGGUUACUGGUAUUCCCCAGACCAUAACAACCACGCUGGAUCCAUGGCGAAAAAGUUCAGAAGUACUGGCGGUAAGAACGGCAACCCAACUAGCCUCGUGUUUUUGGGGUCCGUGGAUGUAAAUGGAGACUUGAUUGACAAGCACGAGUCCAACCACAACAAAGGUAGCGGUGGGGACGUCAAGGGUAAAGAUCUCUACAAUUUCAAGGAAAAUCCGAAGAACCGCUAAUGUCCGCGUGAAGGUCCGAGUCAACCUCGAUGUUUCAACAUGUUAACCGGGUGUUGUAUUAUCUGAAUU